CUCAAGCCAAUACACGACGCUUCCGCAAUCUUUUCGCCCAGUAUCGCCGCCCAAUCAUGAUCGCCGCCUCCACUCGCUCAGCAACGCUUUACUCUGCGCCUAUCCUGCGCAGCAGUGUCGGCAUCGGCAGGACCUCAGGCGCAAUGAUGGCAUCGCCGUCAUCUUCCCCAGUCGCUGCUCGUCGUACAUUCAUCAAUGGACCACCCGGUCGACAGCCCUCCAAGACGGUGCGCAACGCUGCCAUGGCCGGUAUUCUUGUCACUGUCACCAUGGGCUACGCGCUCAUGUCGACGACGGCUUCCAAGUAAGCGGCGUAGCGCGACAACUCUUCCGCGGCCUUGGACGAGCGAUUGAAGCUCUCGGCGAUCCCUAGAAAGCUGCAAUCAUAGGUGGCACAUCGCAGUGCGAGCGACUCUCUCUCUCUCUCUCAGCUCACAUCUGCCUCAUUGCGCAGAGGCUGCUGUGCCAUCAAUCUGUAAUUCACCAUGCUCUUGC
This is a messenger RNA of Jaminaea rosea, 495 nucleotides long. RefSeq lists its product as hypothetical. The record is from RefSeq and is a predicted model, not a curated record. The transcript has 2 exons. The coding region runs from base 57 to 308 and encodes 83 amino acids. NCBI's taxonomy places the organism in Eukaryota, Fungi, Basidiomycota, Exobasidiomycetes, Microstromatales.